Molecule: messenger RNA, 2566 nt
Organism: Trichoderma citrinoviride
Lineage: Eukaryota; Fungi; Ascomycota; Sordariomycetes; Hypocreales; Hypocreaceae
Product: N-terminal binuclear Zn cluster-containing/DNA binding domain-containing protein
Exons: 7
Coding region: 123-2372 (749 amino acids)
Biological process (GO): DNA-templated transcription
Cellular component (GO): nucleus
Molecular function (GO): zinc ion binding; DNA binding; DNA-binding transcription factor activity, RNA polymerase II-specific
Source: RefSeq, a predicted model, not a curated record
CACACCAACAUCCCGUCGCCUAUUACGCGGCGACGAGUUAUUCCUUUCCGUUCAAACGGCCCAGUCUCGCAAUUACCAUGCUCCGUCUUCCAUCGCGAUAGAAGAGUCGUCUCCCAGCAACUAUGGGUCCUGGGCGUGAGGGCGAGCCGGAAGAGGCCAACAACAUGUCGUAUCCUUCGCCCGGCGCGGAGGGCCUUGACGCCGGCCCGUUCUACCACACAGGCGCUCGCGAUGACACGCAUGAGCAUCACGAGCCUGAGGACCACCAGCAACAGCAGCAGCAGCAGCAGCAGCAUGACCAGCAUGACCCGACUCAGGUCCACGCGCAGCAGGAGCAGGACCAUGGCCAAAUCCCCACUCACGAACCGUCUUCUCCCCAGCAGCACCACAUGUCCAGGCCCCCCAACCUCGAGGAGCUUCAGCUGGCCGCCCAGCUCGGACAGGGCUUGGCAGGGACGUCUCUUCUUCCGUCCACCGACCCCGGCAUGAACGUGGAUGAUCCGAACAUGCGUAGCAUCAUGCCUCAUCCCGAGCCAGACCAGCAUCAGCCGCCAUCGUAUGUUCACGAGGCCCCAGCUUCUGAGCAUAUGGUGCAGCAUGCGCUUCCGGUUGCCGUUGGGCCCCCAAUGCCGCCGCAGUAUUCCAUGGGAGAGGCCAUUCCACCUAGGAAGAGGUCCAAGGUAUCUCGUGCAUGUGAUGAGUGCCGGAGGAAGAAGAUCAAGUGUGACGCCCAAUCGGAUACUGGCGACAGCCCAUGUUCCAGCUGUGCCCGGUCUUCCAUGCGCUGCCUGUUCAGCCGCGUUCCUCAGAAGCGCGGCCCAAGCAAGGGGUAUAUCAAAGAGCUGGCGGACAGGAUUCAUAGUAUCGAGAACAAGCUAGAGUCCGAAGGUAGCCUUACCCAAGACGAGAUUGACCGACUGUUGACGCCAGGAAACCAUCGCGCUUACAACGGCUUAGCCCCCUCUGAGGAGCCGGGCCGGAAGAGGCCGUUUUCCAGCAUCUCGGCGGGCGACUACAGCUCACCUGCGCCUCCGCGACAGGCGCCAUGGGGACCAGAGCCACGGCCAAUCCUGCCUGCACCCGCGGCUUCGGACAGCUUCUCGGGGACUGCGUACACUAACAGUUCAUUGGCUCCUCAGCCUUCAGCGAUCAAGGCGGACAGCGCGCCGCCAAAGCCCCCCGUGGCAUCCAUGGACUCGCAGGUUGUAGAAGCCGAGGAGGUACCGGACUUUGACGAGGAGUGUUUACAUGACUACCUUGCUCAUGUCCAGGCUAUAUAUCCCAUACUCCCUAGCAGCAAGGCAAGGAUUCAAUCCCUGCUAUCACAAUGCCCGUCCACUGUAAGGACGGCCUUCAUCACGGCACUUCAGGCAAUUGGACAGUCUUCGGGUGACACACAAGCUGCGAGCUCCCUUCUCCAUGAGUGGGAGAGCAGUGAGGCACCUCACCCACGCGCCGUCGAUAUUGUCCACGCUCAGACUCUCCUUCUGCUGAUAAUUGAUGCGGAUUGGCGAGCAUCGUCUCAGCUCCCGUUUCUCUUGGGCAGAGCGGUGGCGCUUGCGAAUACAAUGAAGCUGUGGAAGUUUACCCCUAUCGAGUCUGCAUCCGAAACAGACUCUGACGACCAGCUGUGCGUGCGGAUUUGGUGGUCGCUUGUUCUAAUGGACCGCUGGCACGCCGCAGGAACAGGGAAGCCAUCUCAGAUUCCGGACAGCAGCGUUGUCGCGCCGGCUGGCUUGGAGAACACCUUGGGCGAGGUGUGCUACUACUUGAUCCGCCUGUCGAAGCUGCUGAAUAGGACUGCCUUCGUCAUCUCCACACUGCAGCCGGGCUCUUCUACCGCCGAGCCAGCCAUGGCCGCCAUUCUCGCCGACUACAUCGAGAACUACCGGGAAGAUCUUCCCGGCCACAUCGAGGCCGCAUCUUACCCAUUGGUGCACCUUGCUUACUGGCACUGCAAGCUUCUGGUCACACUGUUAACGCCAGGGGCAACGCCGACGGAGACACUGUGGCCGACGUCUGAGCUGGCCACUCUGCUGCUAGCAAACGCACACCUCAGGAGCCCCUUUACCAACCAUUUCGUGUCACUGGUGACCAUGUCGCUGUCGAAGCUCUCUAAGAUGGACAGUUCUCGAGAAGGCGCCGUCCGGCUGAUGAAGGAGAUCCUGGAGAAGCCCAGCGGAGGCCACUGGGACAGCGUGAGGGAGAAGCUGACCGAACAGCUGCGGCCGACGUCGUCGGUGGAGGCUACGGCGAGCCAGGGGCUGCAGCACCUGGCUGAUCUGGCGACGGCACACGAGGGCAUUGCGCCUGGCUCAGACGAUAUCACGUUUGGACCUACGCUCGCGUCGGGCUAUCUGGACGUUGCUUGAAAGGAGGGCUGCCCGAUAGUUGAUGAGAAUGUCGACAUCCUUUUGCUUGAAUUGGUGCACGGUUGAGUUUCCAAGCUGUUGAGCAUGUACAAUUACCACCCUGAUGACGGACUGCGGCGGUGUUGGCUACAUCGUCAAGGGGCGUCUUGCGGAUGGCGUCACACAUACCACCCGCACAAUGUAUUGUAAACGAA